Messenger RNA from Chondrus crispus (carragheen), 1068 nucleotides. RefSeq lists its product as hypothetical. Bases 1 to 1068 code for a protein of 355 amino acids. The record is from RefSeq and is a predicted model, not a curated record. The transcript has a single exon. Lineage: Eukaryota; Rhodophyta; Florideophyceae; Gigartinales; Gigartinaceae.
AUGAUGCGAGACCACAACAACGCUGCUUCGUUUCAUUCCAGCACCCAGGUCUGCGUCUUCCCCAUGUCGACACUAGCAUUCGCAGGCUCCCUGAGCCAUCUUCCGCUCGCUCGACCGUCGCUGUUUUGUCGCACCUCCACAACCCUGCAACGACGGCCUCGCGCUGUGCAGCGUCAAUGUCCCCAAUCCAUCCGAGCACAUCUGGUGCGCGCCAAUGAACCUCACGACAAUAGCAUACUCGAAUCAUUUGCUGAGAAGAUCCGCGGAGAGUGGGAUGGAUAUGAGGGAAACUUCGACUCCGGAACAGGUGCACCAGAAGCUGUCCCAGAUUACUACAUUCCGGACCAGUUCGUUGAAUGGGGCAUCGUCCCUCUUGGCUUCGAGUCUACUCACUCCGUCAUCGUUCGCGGCACCAAGCUUUACAGAAAGUUUUUCCGCGUGCUCCCUUCCGUAAGCCUGUUUGCAGACCACGUGGAUUUGGAGGAAGACUUUCAACAGCUUGAUAUCGCCGCAGAAGCAGGUGCGCAUGUUUUUCCGGACGGGUCCUUCGCCACGGGCCCUGAGAAAGUCUGCAUCAAGAGGGAAUCGUUGCUUGACAAAUGGCCGAUGGCCGAAAUGUGCCUGCACGACCCGCGCGAGGACGUGCGAAAUGCUCUGCACGUCAAACUGAAAUUCGAUUUUGAGAAGCGGGAACUGGUCGACUCGUUGCGGGCUGUGGUGGAAAAGUGGAGCUGUGUGUACUGCGACGGGGCCAACAUCGAGGGGAGUUCCGGCUUUGUGAAAGGGUGGGUCUCGGAUGAUCCGUCGCAUCCGAGUGCGCUCGCCGGGAGCUGGAAGGCGGUCAGCGCGGGCGACGAACAGAUCGUGGACAGGGCAGCGCCACAGAGUGUCCCGAGCAAGCAUCUGUUCCUGCCAAACGGCAUCGACGUCGCGGUACUCGAGGGAGAUGGCGUGCACGUGCAAGUCGGAUGGCUCGUCGACGAGGCGACGCGCGUCGUGAUGAGGCGCAGCUUUGGACAAGAUGGGAGCGUAGUAAGCUCGCAGCGUAUUGUCGAGCAUCGAGUUUAA